Messenger RNA from Guillardia theta CCMP2712, 782 nucleotides. RefSeq lists its product as hypothetical. The record is from RefSeq and is a predicted model, not a curated record. The transcript has 4 exons. NCBI's taxonomy places the organism in Eukaryota, Cryptophyceae, Pyrenomonadales, Geminigeraceae. The coding region runs from base 97 to 756 and encodes 219 amino acids.
AGCAGGUCUCAGGUUGGGACUAGCAUGAUGAGGUCGACUGAGUACGGCACUCUUGACGGCGGCAAGCCUCAAUCAGCAUCGCGCAGGUCGCCCCGAAUGAUCUCUCCGGUGGUUGGAGUUGUCAGUGCAUUGCUCCUCGUUGUUAGCGCCGUGCUUCUCUCUUCCUCCCACAGGGGACAGAGUCAGCUCCUGCAGCGCGGCGGGUACGCUCGAAGUGGUCUCAACUUCGCGUUGGCGCAUGGCACCAGGCAGCCCAGGACUUACGACAGCGCUUUCCGUGUUGCCCGUCCCCGUCAGGUCUUGGAGCAGACUGGUGACGCUGGAAAUAGCCAAGAGUUUGUCCAGUAUCUCAGCGAUCAAAGCGAUGAUAUCCUCGACGAGGACGAGGACUCCGACCUGGGACGCGCCAGGCAGGCGGUCAAGGACGCCAAGGAGCGAGUCAUCGAAGACGCGAAGCGCUUGCAUGAUAUCGGGGUUGCGAUCGAGGAGGAGGAGGCAAAGCAGAAUCCUUCUGCUGCCAAGUCACACAAGGUGCAGGCUCUGAAGAAGAGCAGCAGGAAGGUGAAGAGGUCCGGGAAGGACAAAGCGGACGAGAUCGACAUGAAGAUCAAGGUCGAGGUGGAUCCACAGGCCCGUCGUUCUCGCAAGUCGCGUGCAGGAGCUGAUCAAAGAAGGGGUCAACAAGCGGAGGACGCAAAGAAGCAGAAAGAGGAUGUGAUGGUGGCUCGUUUCCCUCUUCCUCCGUUUACAAGAUGAUUCACGAAUAAAAUCAUCACAACGGC